This is a messenger RNA of Xenopus tropicalis (tropical clawed frog), 2627 nucleotides long. RefSeq names its product 2',3'-cyclic nucleotide 3' phosphodiesterase (gene cnp). Bases 520 to 1890 code for a protein of 456 amino acids. The transcript has 4 exons. NCBI's taxonomy places the organism in Eukaryota, Metazoa, Chordata, Amphibia, Anura, Pipidae. The record is from RefSeq and is a predicted model, not a curated record. Gene Ontology annotation, molecular function: 2',3'-cyclic-nucleotide 3'-phosphodiesterase activity. Gene Ontology annotation, cellular component: membrane; melanosome; mitochondrion. Gene Ontology annotation, biological process: cyclic nucleotide catabolic process.
UGUCAAAGUUACUUGGGGUAGAUUUUUGCCGCCUCCGGCCUGGGCACUGAUGCUUGAGGCGAGUUGGCAGCAGCACCCAUAAUGUCUGGGCACCCACACCUACCCAUUGCCUCAAAUAGUGCCCUGUAAUUAGUGAACAACUAGGGAAGGAUGGUUAGUGAUUAAUGCCAGAAUAUAAUUAAGAGUUCCUGUCUUCUUGUAACUUUAGUGGAGCAGCCAUGUUUUCUCUAAAACCACUAAUAUACCACCAUCUUCAUGGCUAAAUCUGCUCAGUAACCUAAAUGAGAUUAUUGUAACACCAAGAGCUCAGCUCACAGGCCGCAGGGAGGUGUGUGUGACAAGUAUUGGGGAACAGACAUUCCUCUCAGUUUAUUCCAUUGGUUAUUAUGGGAUGGGAAAGUGAAAGCCAAGACAAUAGUAGUGCGCCCUUAGCGCUCCCACAGGCAGCAGCGAGGGUUAAAGCGAAAGCUCCUCCAGAGGAGGCGGAGACGGGGCCGUGGGCUGUAUGGGAGGGACAUUAUGAGUGCCAGGCGCCUUGUGGGGACAAAGCUACUCUCCUCACUAUCGUGUUUACAUCUCUGUACUGAGCUCCCACUAACUGCUCACUGCCGGGCUCCGCACCGCUGCCCCAAGGUCCAGAAAGCAGUCAGAAGAUCAGACCCCAUAUCUGCCAAGAAUUUAUUCCACAUGAUGUCUGCACAGGCAUCCAAAGACCACCCUGAGGGGCAGAAACCCCCUUUGCUAGUGGAUGACCACACUGUGACUACUGUUCGAGAAUCUAAGAUAUUGGUUCUUCUAAGGGGUCUGCCGGGAAGUGGAAAGUCAGAGCUGGCCAAGGAAGUUGAGCAGAAAUACAAGGAUAGCUCUAGACUUUUUUCCGCUGACCAGUAUAACAUAAGACCCGCUAUCAGGAGCGCCAGUGGGGGGGAGUAUGUCAAACUGGAUGAAGAUCUCAACUCUUGCUGUGAAAGACAUGAAGCCAAUAUGGUUAUUGUCGACGACACACACCAUGACAGGGAACGCUUGGAAGAGCUGUUUGAUCUCGCCAACAAGUUCCAAUUCACAGUAAUAGUGCUGGAACCUAAGACCCCUUGGAGGCUCGACUGUGCUCAGCUGAAGGAUAGGAAUCACUGGAAGCUCUCGCUGGAAGAACUUAAGAACCUGAGACCUACCCUGGAAAAAGAUAUCCUGCCGCUGUAUUUUGGCUGGUUCUUGGCCAAGCGCGAUGAGGACAACCUCAGAAAGACAGCCCAUGAGUUCCUGGAACAACUGGGAAACCUCAAAGCAUUUAAGAAACGUCUACAAGCAUUUGGAGUUGAAGACAAGCACAAGUUGGACUUGCUGAAGUAUUUUGCCAAAACUCCCAACAUUUUGCACUGUACAACCAAGUUCUGCGACUUUGGAAAGGUGCCCGGAUCAGAGGAAUACGCACAGCUGGAGGCUGUAAGAAAGAAUUAUUCCAGAGGCUUCACUCUCCAUAUCUCGGCACUGUUCGUCACUCCCCGGACCGCAGGGGCCCAGAUCGAACUGACUCAGGAACAGCUUCACCUUUGGCCGUCGGAUGCAGAAAAGGAAGUGAUGCCCAAGGAUAUUCUUCCCCGGGGAAGCCGGGCUCAUAUUACUCUGGGCUGUGCAUCUGAUAUACAGGAUGUCCAAACUGGUAUUGACUUACUGGAGUUUGUAAAGUUGCAGCAGGCUGGCAGGGAGGGGGAGAAUAUGGGGGAGCUGUUAGGGGGCAAAAUAUCCUAUUAUGAUAAUGGCAUGUGGAUGCUGGCAUUGCCCAGAAAAAAAGAGGUUAAAACCAUUUUCUCAGGUUAUUAUGGGAAACCAGGGGUUACUGCCCCUCACCUGGGCAAAAAGGGCCUGCUACCCCAGUGUCAAAUUGUAUAACCAGAGAACCAGAAAGAAGGCACUUAGAGUCCUGAUAUUUCAAGUUAUUUCAUUUGUUUGGAUCUAAUGGUUGGUAUUAAAUUUAUGAAAAAUGUCGAUAAAGAUUUGAAAUAUCUAUUGGCACCGAUUUAAACAUGAAAAAAAAAAGGUCAUGGUUGUAAUAUUCCCAUCCUGUUACGUUUAUAAUUGAUGGCGAUGCCUGCAGGGCCCAACCCACCCUAAUAAGCAUUUCAUUAGUCAUACUGAUUAGUGAUACUGACCUCAUUCUCAGGUCACGGCACAAAUCCAACCAUGCCACUGGAAAAGCGGAAAGGGGCCCACAAACGCCACGCUAAAACUGGUGGUCUUUGUUCUUUUUUUAUUCAUUGUUACAUUUAUAUUAGGGGGAAGGAAGCAAUUCUCUUUGCACACAACACUUCCUGCUGAGAGGGACGUAAUCAGGAAAUGCCAGCAGGGCAAGGAGAGAUGCCAGCCUUCUGCAACUGGGGCACGCGUUCCGUAUAAUUACUCUCCGUGUACAAAAAAAUGUAUGUGGGCGAGAUCAUAAAUGUUCAUUUUAUUUUAGGGAUGUGCUAAAUACCUCCAUUUUUGGAUCCAACACUGUAUCUUCCACUAAUGAUCUGGCUGAAUACUGAACCCUGAUUGGCUUAUCAAUUCGUUAUCGGUUGUGAAUGAAAAAUGUUCAUUCUGAUUUGGUUGAACCCUGAGUCCUGCAAAAAGUUCCAAAAUUCAAACCC